UAAAUCUGUCAAUGCUUGCCUCCCGAUUUUCAAACAUUGCUUCCUUUCGAUUCCUACUAGUCGCUACACGAUCUAAAAUCCUGCUUCUCCGUCCUUCAUAGGGGGGGCUUGGUUUCUGGGUUUUUGGUUCCCUUAAUUCUUGCCCCCAUCGUCUUGCUUGCAUUUAAAGCAAUUGCGUCACAUAUGUAUAUAUGCAUGAUUGGGGAUCUGAAGAUUGCGAGUUAUGGAUAGGGUAAUUGGACAACAAGUACGUACGGUCGAUAGAAUUUUGAUUCUUUCGAAUAAUUCACACACAUUAUUGCCGAUGAGUUUUGCUGGAAAUUACUUCAGGAUCCGAUCAUCCAUCGAUUCUUUUUCCGUUGCUUGUGAAGCGUUUUCUGAACGUUGUCAACUCUAGGGUUUCCAUUCGUUUUUCUUUCCUUCGUAGCUUCUUUUGUCCUCUACGUUAUUCGGAUCCGUCGCCUUGUAAUUGUUGGUACUAAUGGCUUCUGAAGUGGGGUUAUUGGGGCCUGAGAAUGAUUUGCUUGCGAAAUUGAAACUGAGUUCGAAAGUAAGACCAGAGCUUGAGGAUGCUGAUGCUGUAGAAAGAUGCCCUAACGAUCGUUACAUCCGGUAUAAUGAAAUGCUGGGGAGAGGAGCAUUCAAGACUGUAUAUAAGGGAUUUGAUGAAGUUGAAGGAAUUGAAAUUGCUUGGAACCAAGUGAGAUUAGAUGAUGCUAUGCAAUCUCCAGAACAUCUGGAGAGGGUUUAUUCUGAGGUUCACUUAUUGAGGACAUUGAAGCAUGAGAACAUAAUCAAGUCAUAUGUUUCUUGGGUGGAUGAUGAGAAGAAAACCAUUAACAUGAUCACCGAAUUAUUCACCUCUGGGAGUUUGAGACAAUACCGCAAGAAGCAUAAGAGUGUUGAUUUGAAGGCUAUCAAGAAUUGGGCCAGGCAGAUCCUUCGAGGCUUGGCUUAUCUCCACAGUCAUGACCCGCCUAUUAUUCAUAGAGAUUUGAAAUGCGACAACAUAUUUGUCAACGGAAAUCACGGAGAAGUGAAAAUCGGAGAUCUGGGAUUAGCAACUCUGAUGCUGCGUCCCACUGCCAAAAGUUUGAUUGGAACCCCUGAAUUCAUGGCUCCAGAGCUUUAUGAAGAGGAAUAUAACGAACUUGUCGACAUAUAUUCAUUUGGCAUGUGUAUAUUAGAGUUAAUUACUUGUGAAUAUCCGUAUAGUGAAUGCAGAAAUCAAGCACAAAUAUAUAAGAAGGUUACUUCAGGUAUAAAGCCCGCUGGUCUUUCGAAAGUAAAAGACCCACAAGUCAAGCAAUUCAUAGAGAAGUGUUUGGUUCCGGUGUCUCAAAGAUUGCCUGCACGAGAGCUUCUUAAAGAUCCAUUUCUUGCCUUAGAAAGUACAAAGGAGCGUGUAUCUGAGCCCAAAUCCAUCCUGCCAAAGCUCAACUUAUGUCCCAUGGACAUAGACUGUAAUGACAAUAAGAUGUCAUCUGGUAGCUCCUGUGUGAGGAGCAACAAUAGCAGCCCCCGUUUUCCAUCAAUUGAAAUCCAGUGUGUCAAUGAGAGAAACGAAAUCAGACUGAAAGGGGAGAAGGAUCAAGAAAAUUCAAUCUUGCUAUCCUUGAAGAUAGCUGAUUAUACUGGUCAAGUGAGGAACAUUAAAUUCACAUUUUAUGUGGACAUUGAUACUGUGCACUCAAUAGCUCUUGAGAUGGUUGAACAACUUGACCUGUUGCACGAAGAUGUUGCUGUCAUAGCACAGCUGAUUGAUGAUAUGAUCAUGAAAUUUGUGCCAGCUUGGAAACCUUCAUUUGUGAAAUCUAAUUCUAGUGGAGGAUCUACUUCAACUGAAGGUUCUAUAAUGGCUCAAAAUGGGCAAUUUGCAUUGGUUUCAUCAGCAAAGGUUCUAGGAAAGGAAUUGGCAGAAGCAAAGAAUCAUGGCUGCAAAGGGUCAGACAAUUCAUCAUCUACAUAUUCUGGUGAUUGGAUGAAGAGCUCAGGAGCCUCUUCCAAUGAUUCUUGCAACAAAAACAUGUCUAAUGAUUCUUCCUCGUGUCUAAAUCUUGAAAAAGGUGAGAAAGAUGUGUCCGAAGAUUUGAAGCUAGAGCUUGAUGCAAUUGAUGCUCAAUACCGCCAAUGGUGUAGCGAACUUCAGAAGUUUAGAGAAGCAGCAAUUGAAAACGCUAAGAAGAGAUGGGUCUCAAAGAAGAAGGUGCCGGUUUUCUGACUGAGUGUAAAGCUUAGCUGCUAAGAUUUGAAUCAUUUUUUCGUUGUAGUUCUGUUUUUUGAGUCGCGGUUGUUCUUAACUUGGCUGUUCAGUUUUUUCUUUCAUUUCACCUGUUCUAUUUUUCUUUUGUUUCACCUUUUGAAUUUAGAUGAUUGUCUUAGAAUUUGUGUAUGCUGAAUUCAUUUGCCCAUAAUUGAUUUAAUCUUGAAUUCCAAAUUUUUGAA
This is a messenger RNA of Cynara cardunculus var. scolymus (artichoke), 2445 nucleotides long. Its product is annotated as probable serine/threonine-protein kinase WNK10. Lineage: Eukaryota; Viridiplantae; Streptophyta; Magnoliopsida; Asterales; Asteraceae. The coding region runs from base 482 to 2221 and encodes 579 amino acids. The record is from RefSeq and is a predicted model, not a curated record. Gene Ontology annotation, molecular function: ATP binding; protein serine/threonine kinase activity. Gene Ontology annotation, cellular component: cytoplasm. The transcript has 7 exons. Gene Ontology annotation, biological process: intracellular signal transduction; protein phosphorylation.